UCUAUAAAUACCUCUCCAUGCUCUUGCAGCUCUUCAUCCCUCCAUCCUAUUGCUGUCUUUCAUAGCUUUCUAUUCUAUUAAUAACAAACAAGCCUACAAUACAAUGACAUUCUUGCCCAAUACACUUCCCAACCACUUUCUUUCUUUCCCACCCCUUUUACUCUGCCUCAUCAUCCUUGCAUUCCCCACUUUUUUUGAUUAUGCUGCUUUUGCUUCUUCCUUAACUGGAAAACAAGCAACUGAAGCCAUGGCUCUCUUGACGUGGAAAGCUAGCCUUCACAACCAAACUCAAACUCUCUUGUCCUCCUGGGUUGGAACCAACCAUUGCACUUGGCUUGGAAUUCGUUGCAACAAGGCCGGUAGAGUUGCCCAUAUAGACCUUCACGGUUAUGGUUUGAAAGGUACUCUUUCUAAUCUUAAUUUCUCAUCCUUCCCUCAUCUCCUCAAACUUCGACUUUUUAACAACUCACUUUAUGGGACCAUCCCCCCCCAUAUUGGUAGCCUUUGGAGACUCACCUACCUUAGCUUUUCUCUCAACAAUCUCUCUGGAACAAUUCCGACGGAAAUAGGCCAACUAACUAAUCUAAGGAUCUUUUACAUGCGUGAAAAUCAAAUUAGUGGCUCCAUCCCUCAACAAAUAGGAUUGCUCAACUCUCUCAAUGAGCUCAGCUUGUAUACUAACAAUCUCACGGGUUCAAUCCCUUCUUCAAUUGGAAACUUGGGCAACUUAACCCUUCUGCUCCUUUAUGACAACCAACUUUCCGGAUCAAUCCCUCAAGAAAUUGGGAUGCUGAGGUCUCUUCUUCAUCUCGAACUCUUAGGGAACAAGCUCACGGGUUCAAUCCCUGCAUCUAUAGGGAACUUGGGCAACUUAACCACUCUGUACCUUGAUGACAACCAACUUUCCGGAUCAAUCCCUCAAGAAAUUGGGAUGCUGAGGUCUCUUGUUGAUCUCGGACUCUUAGGGAACAAGCUCACGGGUUCAAUCCCUGCAUCUAUAGGGAACUUGGGCAACUUAACCACUCUGCACCUUGAUGACAACCAACUUUCCGGAUCAAUCCCUCAAGAAAUUGGGAUGCUGAGGUCUCUCAUUGAUCUCGAACUCUCAUCGAACAAUCUCACCGGUUCAAUCCCUGCAUCUAUAGGGAACUUAAGCAACUUAGCCGAGUUGCACCUUUAUUACAAUAGGCUUUUUGGAUCUGUUCCCCCAACGUUAAACAAUCUUACACAUUUGACAGAGUUUGAAAUAAGUGAUAACAUGUUCAAUGGUCAUAUACCAGCAGACAUAUGUGUUAGUGGAUUACUUACACAAUUAAUUGCAGAAAAUAAUAAUCUCAAAGGUCCCAUCCCAAAAAGCUUGAAAAAUUGCUCUAGCUUAUACAGAGUUAGGCUUGAGGGAAACCAACUGUCGGGAAAUAUAUCAGAAGAUUUUGGCAUAUACCCAAGCUUGGAUUACAUUGAUUUGAGUCAUAACAAUUUUUAUGGUGAGCUAUCUAAAAACUGGGGAAAAUGCCACAAUUUAACUAGUCUUAAAAUGUCUAACAAUAAAAUUUCUGGUAAGAUACCAUCUGAAUUAGUAGGGGCAACUCAGCUAUCCGUUCUUGAUCUCUCUUCAAAUCAUCUAGUUGGAGAGAUCCCAUUGAAAUUGGGAAGGUUGGUUUCACUGUUCAAACUUAAGCUGGAUGAUAACUAUCUAUUAGGCAAUAUUCCUCUAGAAUUAAGUAAGUUGUCCAAUUUAGAGAACCUUAACUUGGCAGCAAAUAAUCUAAGUGGCUCAAUCCCUACAGCACUAGGAGAGUGCAAGAAACUUUGGAACUUGAAUUUGAGCAAUAAUAGAUUUGGGGAAAGUAUUCCUGCCGAAAUAGGUCGUAUCCAUAACCUUCAAAUUCUUGAUCUUGGUCAUAAUUUGCUAAUAGGUAAGAUACCACAGCAGAUUGGAGAAUUGCAAAGGUUAGAAACAUUGAAUCUCUCCCACAAUGAACUCUCUGGUUUCAUUCCAUCAUCUUUUGAUAAUAUAUUAGGUUUGAUAUCAAUAGAUGUAUCUUUCAAUCAAUUGGAUGGUCCUAUUCCUAACAUCAAAGCCUUCCGAGAGGCUCCAUUUGAGGCACUUAGAGGUAAUAAAGGUUUAUGUGGUUAA
Camellia sinensis is the source of this 2137-nucleotide messenger RNA. The record is from RefSeq and is a predicted model, not a curated record. NCBI's taxonomy places the organism in Eukaryota, Viridiplantae, Streptophyta, Magnoliopsida, Ericales, Theaceae.